GAGCGUAAUCUCAAGUAGUCCACUCCCUCCACCAAAUGACACAUAUCCAAAAUCAAGUCAAACCCUCCAAACCAAACCCAUUCAUUACCAUAUACAAAAGCAGUUAAACUACCUCUUUUUCUUCCUUGGAUUGAGAAAUGAGAGCGCUGAGACAUUUACCUACCCCAUUGAAAGAACCGUUUCAACUCCCGCCAUGUUCUGCUCCCACUCAACCACACCUUAAACACAAAAAAACCUUAAAUUCAAUUCACUUCACCACCAAAACAUCCUAAUUUGAUCACUGAGAGUUUUGCUGUCCGAAUUAACAUGAGGAGAUCAUCAUUAGCAGUUCAUUCGUCGUCGAUGGCAAUGGCGGAGAAGAUUUGUUGCUACUGUGCUGUGUUGAUGGCGCUGCUGCUGGUGCUGAGCUGCUGCGAGUCAAGUGAAGAGGAGUUUGUGGGUGGGGUGCAGGGGAGGAUGGCGAUGAAGAAACCGUGCGAAGAGAUCUAUGUGGUUCGAGAAGGAGAGACUCUGCAGAGUAUCAGUGAGAAGUGCGGGGAUCCUUUCAUCGUUGAAGAGAAUCCCCAUAUCCAUGAUCCAGAUGAUGUUUUUCCGGGGCUGGUUAUCAAGAUUACUCCUUUCAACAACAGGUAGAGUAGUGGUUCCGUUUUCUUCAAGUUUGGUUGUACUAGAGAGGAAGUACUGUAAGAUUGAACUUAUGAGUAUCUUGGCCGGUCAUUAGAAAUGUGUGUUUUUUUUUUAAAAUCCGGAUUACAACUUCGUUUGGUCAGGUUUAUAAAAGUAUUAAAAUACU
Molecule: messenger RNA, 793 nt
Organism: Rubroshorea leprosula
Lineage: Eukaryota; Viridiplantae; Streptophyta; Magnoliopsida; Malvales; Dipterocarpaceae
Source: the annotation of a GenBank genome assembly